UAUAUUUAGUUUUCUUUCGUCGCCGAUGAUGGAUCAAUUAUAUGUAUUUCCGAUUAAAAUUUAGUUUCGUUACACACCAGUCUGUCUAACACUAUCACUCUGAAUAGUCGCAAUUAGUAUUGUAUGGGGAAUAAGACCGAUGGCCGAGCUGUAUAAUUUGCAGAAAUGGGCGACAGACAACCGCUAAAUAUACUGGACUUAAAUGAUUUUGUUCUGAUGAAAAUAUUUUCGAAUUUAUCCGAAUUGGAAAAAUAUCACUGCAGCCUAGUAUGUCAACACUUCAGCAGUAUAGCUACGAGUACCUAUGCAACUCUUAUGGAAUUCGACAGCAAAUUAAACAAAUACUUCGAUGGACCCAACGACUAUCGAGAAAACCUCGAAAAUUGUUAUGGCGUCAUUAAGUCGCUGGGAAUGUAUUGGAAGACUAUCCGAAUUUCAUACAAAUUUUCAAUUCUACGACCGGAUACCACACUAAAAUUAGUGAAGAAAUUCUGUCCAAAUGUGGAGCAUUUAACACUGCAGUUUGAUAAAGUCGAGUCAAAGUUUGUGCUCAAUAAUUUACCAAAGAAAUUGAAAACAAUUUCGUUAUCAGCUGAAUGUCGAUGUAGGGAAAAUUGGUUGACUCCGCUCCAAUAUUGUGUGAAUUUGGAACAUUUAGCGCUGAACUUUACUUUGAAAGAUAACAAGAAGAGGUUGCGAGAUAGGAAGAAAAUGUUGCGAGGUGAAUUUCUUCGACAUUUUCCGAAAUUGAAAAUUUUAAUGUUUAACGGGUGUCGACCUGGCGAACAUGCUUUAAAGAAUUGUUUCCAUAAUUCGGUCAAUCUGUCCGUUCUCGAACUGAAUUGUGAUUUGGUCGUCAAGGCAUCAAGUAGAUUCAUCGAAAUCAUUUUAUCGAAAUUGACUAGGCUGCAACGCAUAAAACUGCAACCAACUCAAACGAUGCGAUUGGAUCAGUUAGGACUGCUAAAAGAUUUAAAGUUUUUAAGCUUAGACAGUUGGGUACCGAACGAUCUGAAUUCGUUGCUCAGGAACCUAAUCUCAUCGAACCGAGUUCAAUGCUUCGAAGUGGACAAUUGCCAAUCGUUCAUCCACAGCGAUAUAAUUUCCGAACUGCACAAAUGGACCAACUUAAGGUAUCUGUACGUUGACUACAUGGAAAGUUUCGACGACCGAUUUCUGCGUCAAUUGGCCACAAUCGGAAAGUUAAAUUAUUUUCAUUUUUCGGGCAGAGGUAGAAACGUAUCGGUUAACGAAAUGAUCGGUUUCCUGGUAAAAUCCAUAAAUUUGGAAUUAUUUGAUUUUCACAUUUAUUAUGAGUCAAGUGAUACACAUACACCCGAUACGGUCAGUGAUGUUCAACGACUGAAGGAGUUUCAAAAGGCCAUAACGGAACGAAUUAAAAUUAUUACCAUUUACAGUACGGUGACAAGUGUGCACUGCACUGGGGGCUUUCGUGUACGAAAAGAAAAUGCUUUUCAACGGUCAUUGGCCAGUAUGUUGAAUUUAGACUUAUCCAAAUCACUUUUCGGCGGAGCCUUACAAGCCUAGGGUUAAAUUUCAGUCUUUCGUUAUGAAGAUAUUUUUUACUGUGUGACGAGAGGAAAUAUAAAUCAAACUAAGCUUCGAUCUACAUGUGUAGCACAGAACUUUUUGUUACGAUCCGUAGCUUUCUUGUUUUUAAAAAUAAAUUUUACCAGAAAAAAAUAGUUGACGAAGGGUUAAGGUUAUGUCUCCCAGAUUAACAAUUUUAACUAAAACACCUGACUUAUUACCUUGAAAAUGAUACCUUCUAUAAAUUUUGAAAAUGUCCCACUCCUUUCAGUUGACUGCGUCAUUUCUUGUGUUUGGGCAGUAGUCUGCUUUAAUUAAUUUCUUUUACAUGCUUUUGUUUUCCCUAGGGUCGAAAGUGGCA
Molecule: messenger RNA, 1912 nt
Organism: Bradysia coprophila
Lineage: Eukaryota; Metazoa; Arthropoda; Insecta; Diptera; Sciaridae
Source: RefSeq, a predicted model, not a curated record